AUUUUUAUUUGGAUUCGAAACCGCAAGUAAACCCUUUAGUAAUCCACAAAUAAUAAAGGGAUCUAGGGUUUUAGAUUUUCUUCAAGAAAAGAAAUAGAGCUCAAACCAUAAAACCAAAGAGGAAAUCAAGUCGAAGUAAAAUCGAGAAACCAUGUUUCCAGGAAUGUUUAUGCGAAAACCAGACAAGGCAGAGGCAUUGAAGCAGUUGAAGACCCAUGUGGCUAUGUUCGGCGUGUGGGUAGCCGUCGUCCGUGUCACCCCUUACAUUCUUCACUUCCUCUCCGAUGAAAAAGAUGAGCUCAAGCUCGAAUUCUAACUCUUCUCUCUCCCUAUAACAAGUGGUCCAGAAGUUGAGAAAUUGAGUUGGAGUGAAGCAAGUGUCUGAGCUUCAGUCUGUUUUUUUACUUCAACUGGAAGUAUGUGAGGCCAGCACGAGCAUUAGAUCAUUUAUCUUUUUAUCAUUUUGAAGAUUUGACACUCCGAUAUCAUGUCAUGACUGUUUUAGGAUAAAUACUUUGUGGAAUGUAUUUUUGGUUUCAUGGUAGCAACAGUAAAAGAGUUCAUUUCUCUUUAUCAAUAAUUUAUAUACUACUGAGGACUUGGGGUUAGUUUUCAA
Messenger RNA from Hevea brasiliensis (rubber tree), 616 nucleotides. RefSeq names its product mitochondrial import receptor subunit TOM6 homolog. The coding region runs from base 152 to 316 and encodes 54 amino acids. The transcript has 2 exons. The record is from RefSeq and is a predicted model, not a curated record. Gene Ontology annotation, cellular component: mitochondrial outer membrane translocase complex. Lineage: Eukaryota; Viridiplantae; Streptophyta; Magnoliopsida; Malpighiales; Euphorbiaceae.